AUGUCUAGAAUCAUCCGCCGACUCAUCUCUUACAUUGGCAAGUGCUCACUGAACGACUUCCCAAACCCAAGCCACGCGACUCUUGUUGAUACCUACUGUAGCGACCAAGAGAAAAGGGAUCCUCGGAUCAAGUAUGCGAGCAUUGAAGGAACCGAAUUCCAUACAUCCCACAAAGACAAAACCGAUCCCAAGAAGGUUCUUACCAUCAAGUUCCUUGAUGAAUCGAAGAGGAGAGUAGGAACGGGACAUCUGCACGAAGAUGGUACCUCCAAGUUCCGUUACAAACAAAAGCCUCCUGCCGAGUCACAAGACGGCGGAUUUGAGCAGACUUGA
Aspergillus luchuensis is the source of this 333-nucleotide messenger RNA. RefSeq lists its product as uncharacterized. NCBI's taxonomy places the organism in Eukaryota, Fungi, Ascomycota, Eurotiomycetes, Eurotiales, Aspergillaceae. The transcript is spliced from 2 exons. The record is from RefSeq and is a predicted model, not a curated record. Bases 1 to 333 code for a protein of 110 amino acids.